AUGAGUUGGAGCUCCUGGGCUAAAACUCUGGCUAAGGAGGCCCAGCGGGGCAUUGACAUCGUCCUCGACAUCAACGAGGAAGCGGCGAGUAAUGCAACGCCGCAAGCUGGACAAAGCAAUCCCGAAAUCGGUUCAACUGAAAAUGCCACCGACCCACCAGUCUUACCCGUCGAAGAAAAAAGCGAGGAAACAACAAAUAGAAAAGCGCCCCCGACGCGUAAUCCAUCCAAGUCUGAAAAUUGGAACGAUCAGUGGUCAGAAGACGCGCCAAAGCCACGCCGCUCUCCUCCGAAGAAAACGUCUCCGCGUUCCUCGAGAAUCAAGGCAAAGCGAUUGUCAAAAGCAGAAGCGCCUCCAGAAGAGAAUAAGGAAAGCGAAAAGAAAGUGAAUGGUGUCAACUCGCUCAUCGAUCCCCACGACCAGGAUCCAGGUGGCGGAGAAAAGGAACACACUCAAAAGAGGGAAGAGGAGGAAAAGUUAAGCUUGAAAGUAGCUGCCGACCUGGGGGAUCCUCGGAGUCCGGCAGAGGAAGAGGUUGCCCUCGAAAGCCAGCUGAAGAUUGACUUCCUGAAGGAACACACAGAAGCGAUGGGCAACAGCUUCCACGAGAUUACGAAGCAACUCGCCCUCCGUGAGCAGCAACUCGUCGGCGUCAGCACCAACAAUGCCGAGCUCCAGGCGGAAAACGAUGAACUCAGAGGAAAGGUUGCUUAUUUGGAAGAGUACUCAAGUGACGUCGCCAAUUUUUCAAGCAAAAUAGAGAUUCUGGAAGAAGAACUGCACAAGCGACAACUCCAGCUCAAAGCAGCCAAGGAUCAAAUCGCCUCGUCUUUUUCAAAAAAUCAUGUGGACGACAUUAUCAAAGAAAAAGACGAUCAAAUCCAAGGGUUGAUGUCGGAGGGCGAAAAACUCUCCAAGGAGCAGCUCACCCUCAACAAUACCAUAAAAAAGCUGCGAUCGCGCGUCAAGGAAACCGACGAAAAACUGAAAAAGUCGGAUGAAAAGGCGAAAAAGGGUGAAGACUCUUCUACGAGACUCGAAGCAGAACUUGAAACUGUCAAGGAAGAAGAGUCUAAAAAGUCCGAAGCGCUACGUCGCCUGACUUAUGAGAGUGAGAAAGCGCACGACGAGAUUCAAUCCUUGCGCGCAAGCUUGGAAGACAACCAGGAGAAGAUACGCUCGUUGGAAGUGACCCUCGACUCAGCGUACAAGGAAAUCGCGGAGCUGCAACGCACAAUCAUCGAGAAAGAGCACGACAAGGAGGGAGCGGUGAAGUUGGAGGAGGCCAAGUUCACGCUGCAAAAGCAGUUUGACGAGUCCGCCCGGCAGUGGGAACUUGAACGGCACCAGCUGAGGCAGCGCAUUCAAACGCUCCAGGACGAGGCGCUCAGAAUAGAAGGCGACUUCGGUAGACGAGAAGACAAUCUCAAGCGGCAACUGACUAACUAUCAGUCUCAGCUAGAAGAAUCCGAGCAAAGAAAUCACGAUCUCGGACAAUCGAUCCAAAGCGCUACUCGCCCCCUGUUGAGACAGAUUGAAAACUUACAAUCGACGAACUCGAGUCAAGCAGCGAAUUUCGAAGCGCUGGAAAAGUCGUUCCAGACGAGAAUAGAAGAACUUCAAGAGCAGAUCGCCGUUCAUCAUGAGUCAGAUCGUACAAUCCGCGACACAAUUAGCGAACUCAGAGCGCAAAUAAAAAUCCUCGAGCGAUCGCGCGCCGAAGCCAACGACCUCCAAGCCAAGCUCCAACUUCAGCUUGACGAGAGAAUCAAAUCGCUUCAAGAAGCAGAGGCAGCGAAGGAAACACUCAUUUCGGAAUACCAAUCGGAGAGGGAGCAGUUGAACAGUCAGGUCGAGCAGCUUCGCAGGGAAAUCGUCAUUCUAGAGGGGAGCUUAGAGAAAGAAAAGGCCAUUGGGGAGAGCGAAAGGGCCAAGAGACUGCAACAAGAAUCAGAGACCCAAGCGCUCCAGCGGCUUUGGAACUACCCCUCGCAGCAAUCUACCAGCCUUCAGCAGGACUCCCUCAAUCUUCCAAACGAUCGCGAGUCCGUCACCUCCGAUGGCGACAUUUCCUUCAGCGGCGUUUCUGAAAAUAUCCUUGACUCUUCCUUCUCAUUGAAAUCGACCCCGCUCGGGCCAGGCAUCAUCGAGACGCUGCAAGCCCAGCUGAAGCAGCGUGAAGGCGAGCUGUAUCAGCUCCGCAGUGACAGAAGCGAGGCUCAGGCGCAGCGCGAAAAACUCGCCCAAGAAGUGGUUCGACUCAGCGAAGUUGCCGACAAAAUCGACGAGUUCAAGGGGCUCAACUCGGCUCAGAAGCGCAAGAUCGUCGAGUUGGAGAAGAAGUACUCGGCCCUAUUGACACUGUACGGCGAGAAGGUGGAACGCGUCGAAGAGCUACACCAUGAUAGGAGCUCUGUGUUUGCUGCUAGCGGAGCAUCAACAUCGGCAGCAAAAGGAAAAGGACAAAAAGUUGCUCCCGGUCUUCCGAUUCUCGAGGAAAAGAAGCCUAAAGACGCGCUGCAACUUUUCGGUCGUGUAUUUCUAGUGCUUCUUUUCUGCACCCUUCUUCAUUUCAACCAAGACAAGUCGAAGGAUGCCCAAGGACCAGAUCAAGUUCCAGACUAUUUCUUCGACGCUGUGGGUAUCAAGAAGGAGAUGAUUUCUGACGCCGUCGGCCUCUUUCUCGUCAUUUUGGUCGCGGUUGGCUUGAGAACGCGUUUGUGCUCCUUUAUACUCAUCAUUUGGAUGGUGACGCUCAACUUCAUCGUCAACGAUUUCUGGUCGCAUUCGAACACGUCGGUCAUGUACGAUUUCAAAAGAUAUGAUGAGUGGCUACGGCACAACCGACGACGACCCAUUUGCCCGACAUGCCGCGCAGAAGUGGCCAGGUCUUCCAUCGUCAAAAAACUUUAUUUUGCGAUUCCCAACAUCACGCUCAGAGAUGAUAACCGCGACUUGAUGGCCGCAUAUGAUUUCAUUACUGCUGAAGCCCGUGGUUUGCGUUCCGCACUCGCUACUGUUCAGAAGAAGUAUAACAAAUCGUUGCGCAUUUUCUUAUUUGUAUUUAUGGGAUUAAUUGCAGUCCUUUGGUUUCAAGAGCAAAGACGAAAGCAGGACAUUGAUAAAGCAUAUCAAUGUCAAAAAAAGUGGUUCUGCGUUUGA
Messenger RNA from Oikopleura dioica, 3162 nucleotides. The record is from the annotation of a GenBank genome assembly. NCBI's taxonomy places the organism in Eukaryota, Metazoa, Chordata, Appendicularia, Copelata, Oikopleuridae.